Messenger RNA from Columba livia (rock pigeon), 1040 nucleotides. It is a transcript of the gene DYNLRB1, whose product is annotated as dynein light chain roadblock-type 1. Gene Ontology annotation, molecular function: dynein intermediate chain binding. NCBI's taxonomy places the organism in Eukaryota, Metazoa, Chordata, Aves, Columbiformes, Columbidae. Bases 16 to 555 code for a protein of 179 amino acids. The record is from RefSeq and is a predicted model, not a curated record. Gene Ontology annotation, cellular component: cytoplasmic dynein complex; centrosome; cytoplasm. The transcript has 4 exons. Gene Ontology annotation, biological process: microtubule-based movement.
AGGAUUCAUAGUGCGAUGUCUCGGUCCCUCCGCCGUGCCGGGGCCAGGCGCCAGGCUCUCGUCACCCACUCCCUGCAGAGCAGCGCGCCGCGCAGGGCGGCCCGGCGGCCUGCCGCCGCCUUUACCUGCUCCGGGCGGAAGUGCCGCUGCUCGGCCCCACCCCUGCGGUGCCAGGGCCGCUUCCGGCCGCUCCUCCCGCGGAUUGGCCGAGCGGGCGGCGCAUGCGCACGCUGCCGGGAGCGGGCGGAGCGGAGGCGGCUCGAGAUGGCUGAGGUGGAAGAAACGCUGAAGCGAAUCCAGAGCCAAAAAGGAGUGCAAGGAAUCAUUGUGGUUAAUUCUGAAGGUAUUCCUAUCAAAAGCACUAUGGACAACUCCACGACGAUCCAGUACGCGGGCCUCAUGCACAGCUUCAUCAUGAAGGCGCGGAGCACCGUGCGGGACAUCGAUCCGCAGAACGACCUCACGUUCCUGCGCAUCCGCUCCAAGAAAAAUGAAAUCAUGGUUGCACCAGAUAAAGACUACUUCCUGAUUGUCAUCCAGAAUCCAACUGAAUGAUUCACUGACUUGGUCUGGUAUUUUCCCUUUGCUCAACUGUUUUUUUUAAUUUAAUGGUAAUGAAUAGAGCGUUCGUGUUAACUCUGCUGUGUCACUUCAGCCAUGUCUGGGAAAACAAAAGCAGGUGGUUUUGUUGUUUACAAGCAGAAAAAGUGGCUUUCUUUAGUUUGUAUCGCCAGUUGUUUUGAGGACGAGAUGGUGAAUUAGAAUCAGGCAAUAAAAUUCAACAGAUUCUUUUAAUAGUUAAGAAGAUAAUAUAAUAAAACUAUAAUAAUGUUCUAAAACACAUUAUGCUUUGUAUGUUUCCGUGCUUCUGUCACCACUAUUUGAAAAAUGCUUUUACACUAUUACUUUUGAAUUACUUUUACACUAUUACUUUUGUAAAUAUGAAACUUGUCUGUCCUCUGGUUGUGUCUUAUUCUGUUGGUUUUACAAGUUACUUUGAAAGAGUCUGGCCAUAUCAAAUUAAAAAGUGUCAUCAGUGA